CUCUGGACCGAACACUUCCUCAUCAAACUGCUCAUCACAGAUGGAGAUGAAGCAAAGAAUGGCUUAUAGUCCAUAAUCCAGUAUUUCCAAUUCCUUGUGGUGACUCUGAUGGGAGAAGGUGUUUCGUCUGAAGCCAUUGAGUGAAAGGGGUGUGGGUAUUGUGAGAAGUCUGGCUGAUCUUGCUACGGUUGACUUAUGGAAACCAGAUUCAUUCGACCAAGUGUCCGUGGAUGCCACUGUGGAUUUCCGAGUGAGCGCUGAGGAUUUACCAAUGGUUGAAGAGCUUCUGGGGGAGAGUGGGCUAGAAUAUGAAGUUUUAAUUGAAGACCUUCAAGCAAUGAUUGAGCAACAACUUGACAAUAAGGAGCGUUCGACUACAAGACACAGUUACACAAAGUACAAUGACAUGGAAACGAUCAACACCUGGAUUACAAACACUGUUGCCAGAAAUGCAAACUUGAUGUCUCUUACAGAAAUUGGAACCAGCUAUGAAGGACGACCGAUACACGUCAUCAAGAUCAGCAAGGAAGCAAGUCAACCGAAACCGGCAAUCUUUAUGGACUGUGGAAUACAUGCCCGAGAGUGGAUAUCUCCAGCAUUUUGCCAGUGGUUUGUGAAGGAGGUGGUCAAUACUUAUGGAUCAGAUCCCACCCUUACCCACAUUCUGGACACCAUGGACAUCUUUAUCGUCCCAGUUAUUAAUGUUGACGGUUAUUCUUACACCUGGUCAAAUAAUCGCAUGUGGAGAAAAACCCGGUCAAGGAUCCCCGGUAGCAACUGCCGAGGAGUUGACCCCAACCGAAACUGGAAUGCUGGAUGGUGCACCAUAGGUGCCUCAAAGGACCCCUGUGCACAGACCUACUGUGGUCCUCGGGCAGAAUCUGAGAAGUCAGUCAAGGCUGUUGCAGACUUCAUCCGCCUCCACAAGCAGAACAUCAAGGCUUAUCUGACCAUCCACUCUUACUCUCAGAUGUGUCUCUUCCCGUACUCCUACACCUAUGACUUAGCUGCAAAUCACGAUGAACUGAAUCAGAUUGCCAAAGAAGCAACCAGGCGUCUGCAGACCCUCUACGGGACAAAGUACAUCUACGGCCCCGGAGCAACCACCAUCUAUCCUGCAGCUGGUGGUUCAGAUGACUGGGCCUAUGAUCUGGGCAUAAAGUACUCCUUCACCUUUGAACUCCGUGACACUGGCAGAUAUGGCUUCCUCUUACCUGAAUCUCAAAUCAAGCCUACCUGUGAAGAAACAAUGUUGGCCAUUAAAUACAUAGCUAACUAUGUCACCAACAACUUGUAUUGAAAUAAUUAAUGAAAGGCUAAUUAAAAUAAAUGAAUUUCACAAUCCUUCAUCUAUUGUUAUUGCCACAAGCAAGGCUGAUGUCAUUGUGUACAUUCUGGUCACCACAUUACAGGAGAAACGAGAUUACACUGGAUAGGGUACAGAGGAAAUUGGUGUUGGCAGGAUUGAAAAACCAUGGCUCUGAACAAAAAUUGGAUCAUAGAGUUAUAGAUUCUUAAAAUCACACAGCAGAGAAAUGGCCCUUCAAGCCAUAUCAACCUCUUUCCCCAUCUACACUGAUUCCAUUUCCCUGCAUCGUGUCCAUACCCUUUCAUGCCUUGCCUAUUUAAGUGUCUGUCUAAAUGCCUCUUUAAUGAGGUCAUUGUAUCUGACUCUACCAUCUGCUUUGGCAGAUAUCAACCAUUCUCUGUGCAGAAAAUUUACCCCUAGAUCCUCAUUCAGACUCUGUCCUCUCAACUUAAACCUUGUUUUUGAUACCACUACCCUGAGAAAAAAAUCUAACUAUCUACCCUAUCUAUGCCCCUCAUAAUUUUAUAAACUUCUAUCAGGACACAACUCAGCCUCCUUCAUUCCAGGAAAAACAAACCCAGAAUACCUAAUCUCUCCCCAUAACUAAAGUGCCCCAAUCCAGGAAACUUCUUGGUGAAUCUCCUCUGCACUCCCUCCAGUGCAAUCACAUCCUUCCUACGAUACGGCAGAACUGUACACAGUACUCCAAAUGUGGCCUAACUAUUGA
Messenger RNA from Pristis pectinata (smalltooth sawfish), 2036 nucleotides. Its product is annotated as carboxypeptidase B-like. The record is from RefSeq and is a predicted model, not a curated record. NCBI's taxonomy places the organism in Eukaryota, Metazoa, Chordata, Chondrichthyes, Rhinopristiformes, Pristidae. The coding region runs from base 272 to 1300 and encodes 342 amino acids. Gene Ontology annotation, molecular function: metallocarboxypeptidase activity; zinc ion binding. The transcript is spliced from 11 exons. Gene Ontology annotation, biological process: proteolysis.